Amoebophrya sp. A120 is the source of this 5503-nucleotide messenger RNA. Lineage: Eukaryota; Dinophyceae; Syndiniales; Amoebophryaceae. The record is from the annotation of a GenBank genome assembly.
CUUCAAUCUCCAGAAUUUUUUUUUGCACAAGGGAAGGGGGGCAAUAAGCGCACGGCGGCGCCAUCCGUCAUUAUCAUUGCUUCAAAGGCAAAUAACUCGGUGGGGGACGCAAGCAGCGGGACCACUUCGACAAAAGACACGACUCGGUAUUGUGGAAUCUUCAAUAAAUCAAUAUUUUUAGUCAGUGUCAGUCUCAGAAGUCGGAGUCCUCUGUAUAGAAGUACAAGUAGAAAAAAUAGCUGUUAACGAAAAGAUAAAGAAGUACGUAGACAAAAGCAAAAGGAGCGGUCCCGCAGAAGUGAAGUGAAAGAAACUGUGUACUUAUCUUCAGUAAAAUUUUUGUCAACUAGUAAAAUGGAGCGUCGGCGGGGCUCUGACCUGCACCAGCCGGACGUGUAUCCGACGAAAAAGCGUUAACGUUAACGGUUUUCAUAGAUUGCAGGUAUACAUGACAAAUGUUGCCUAUUAUGCAUGCUGUGCAUAACAAAUUUGGGCGCGUUUUGUGAUGCGUGACUGCAUCACAAACUCCGUUAACGUUAACGCUUUUUCCUAUGAUAAUGUGGGCAAGAUCCUCACGGUGGACGCCCUGUUCCGAGAGUUGGAUAUGACGGUUUUUAACGCGAAAUCGCUGUGGGCUUCCAGGUUCGACGGGGAAACGUCGUACAGGGUCCGCGUCCCGGGCAGGGUAGAGGUGCACCACCACGAGGAGAGCUGCUUCGUACAUGUGCAUUUCACUGCUUUAGAUGUGCAUCUAUGGUACUGUAAAGAUCAACAUGAAGAGCUUGAGCCUGCAUACCGAUUUUGGCAAUGCAGAGCAUGCAUUUGUAAUGCUGAACAGGGUAAACAAUCACACAAAAAAAAUCAUGCUACAUAAAGGUCCACCGUUGCGUGAUCGGUGACAAUCCGAGUUUCACGUUCCUCCCCCUGUCACCCACGGUCCGCGGGGCGGUAAAUGUGAACACAGCCGAGUGCUUCACGCAAGUGCCAACGAUUCACUUCCAAUCCAUCAUGUUCUACUUCAAGCUUCGCUUUCUCCUGAAGCUCCACUCCGCGCUGUGCGAAAUCGACAACAAUUACUGCCUAUGCAGAUUGCAAGAAACGCAUGCGCAUUGACGUACGUGGUACUAGGAUUCGCAUGUUCUGCAAAUUUAUUUCCUCAGGAACAAAUAAAUUAAUAAACUUCAAUUUGAGUUUUUCAUGCAGGGCGGUCAAAAAAACGAUUUUGAUCGUUCUCAUGCAAUAAGUAAUAUCACCAGUUGUACGAGUGCGGUAAUACUCUUGCAAUGCAUACAGUUCCCUGGCGAACUUGAUCCAGGGCAUGCACACGCUCGGCAUCCAGGAGUGCGAGCGCGUCCCGUGCGACAAUCCGUUCGAGGUGAGGAGAAGAAAACAGCUGUACGACCCGACACAGGUGGUGGAUGAUUUACUCGAACAGCUCGAAAGAGGACUCGUAUCAAAUGCAAAAAGGUCUGGGUCUGGAAAUUGGUAACUUACUUAUGAUGCUGUUUUUGGAUUCCAAAAAAAUCUGUAUUGCAUGACUAGCAAGAGGAGUUCAGUUUGUGCCACGCGGGGACGGCGUUUCUCAUGCGGAAUAGGCAUCAGGAAGCCAUCUAAAACUCAGUGAUGCUAGGGCAUGCAUUACAAGCGUUGUGAACCAUGCAAAAUAUGCAUGACAAGCCUGGCAAUCUUCCAAACCCAGACACUUUUGCAUUUGAUAACUCGGCAAGGGCUACGAAACUUUCAUGGACUUCGUUGCGAGCUGCGACCCGAGAAAAGCACUGAUGGUACUAGUACACUUUGAGCAUGUUGUUCUCCAUUUUCCUGCAUGGAAGUUAGUUUUUCAUGCACGAUGGCGUUUUAUACCGAAGAUACAGAUAUCAUGUCAGACUGUUCAAAUUCUGUGCAUUGGUUUGUUAUGUUCAAAACAAAAGCUGCGCGGCAACGGGAACGGCACACUUAUACAAUAAAUGAUACAAAUCAGAUCAACAAGCACGAUGUGCACAUGGCGAGGAUAAGCUACAACGACAAGCUGGAAGUGAUGAUCGAGGAGAUUUUUCUCUCCUGGUAUUGCGACUUUUCCUGCAAGACGCACCGGGUGAGUGAGAUCCUGGCCGACAUCGAGGCGUUUUCUCUGCCGGUGCCAAGAAUUCCGACCCUGAAAACGAAUUACGUGCGGGCGUUUAUGGAAGCGACCAGUGGCGGGAGCCGCGGGAAGAGGUACUAUCUGGAAAACUUGUUUUUGGCUGCAUUCUUAUGGCUUAUGCAAUGAUACUUCUCGGACACGACACUUGAAGAUGUUAUCAGGUCAUCACCAUCUCGAUCUCCUGAGAUAGAACAAAGAGUGUAACUGCAGCUGCAAUCAUGCUUGAGGAAAUAUUAAGCGUUCUUGCUCUCUCUUAUCACAGGGAAAAGGGUGCACAAUUCGAGGCUCUGCAUAUUGUCGCGAACUUGGAUAUGGAGUUCUCAAACGUUACAUUCUCAACUGUUACAUGAAUUUGUCAUGCAAGACAACCUUCAGCUGCCACUGCCAGACGGUCAAGCUGCUUCGCAUGACAAAUCUCCGAGAGGCUAAACAGCAUCUAAAUCUGUGCCAAAUCUGUGAUGCAAAAGCAGCAAGCUUGGCCCCUUGACUCUUGCCAUUCUUGCAUCGCAAAUUCAUGUAACAGUUGAGAAUGCAAGAGUUGAGAACGCCAUAUUGGACCUGGAAGAGCUCGGACCAUUAAUGGGUGAAGCCACCGCAGACAUGGAGACUGACAACCCCGCGCACUACCGAAAAAAGCGCUUACCAACGUCAAUUUACGACGUGCUAUUCUCCAUUAUCGGACACAAAUUUAUCUUUCGCGAGGGGCUCCGGGACAGGCUGGUGGGGGUGAUACAGAUGAGGUAUUUUUCUCGUUGAUGUUUUUUAUUGUCUUUGGUUUGUGGCUCUGUCUUGCAAAAGAUUUUUUUCGUGCGCAGGCACGCAGUAGCUACUAAGUGUAAGUAUCUAUGUGCUCUCCAGUUUCAUCUUGAAGAAACAGAUAACACACUGAAGGUACGACCUCAGCGAGUUCCUCCGAGCAAGACUAGACGACCUGGCGCACAUAUCCCUUUGGAUGAAUCUUUCCCUCGUGGCAGAUAAUUGGACGGACAGUGUUGUUUCGAUCUCCUCGUGCAUGCAGAACUUUAAAUAGCCGCGACAACAGAAGCGACACAAAUGUCUGGUCCCAGACAAAGAAGCAGGAAAGAUUCUAUAAAAGCAACGAGCUUCUUCAGCUUACGAACUUGUUCGGUUUCUUUUGUUUUGCAUGUGAAACUAGCACAGGCCGACCAUAUUGCUGCGAAAAGCGUAGGACUCUUUCAUCCCUGAUACCGCAUCAACUUGGACUCGAGGCUACUGACCGAAGACCAGAUGCACAGGAUAGUAGUGCAGGAGAAAGAAAAGCUCUGCAAGUGGUUCGACGGUAAGGACAAGAUGUUUCUGUUUUGUAUAGCAAAAGAAGGAUAAAAAAAUGCAUCGAGUACUAUUCCGGCAAAGAUAUCAAGAUCGGCAAACUUCAAGAAUAGAUCAAUAUCUACUUCUCUGUUAAUGCUUUAUUAAAAUUAAUGCUUUAUGUAGAUCGGAAGUUCACUCAUUCUCAUCUUGUGCUCGGACAGUGGAUAAACAUUCGCACAUGUAAUUUUUCACCUGGACGCAAACGCAAACUCAAGGUUUUUUUUCUCACAAACAAAACAGACUACCACCAAGAAACCCUGCCGUUCCUGCAGCCGUCCAUCGUGGGCGUGCCCCGCGAAGACAAGAAGGACCCACGAUAUUGGCCCAGUCUACCCAUCCCGAAAUAUGGAUUGCCAACAUGUCUGGGUCUGGGAGAUUGCGACGAGAUUUGUCAUGCUGGUCCGGCAUGACUGGUGUGACUCGGAGUUCUGUACUAUUGCGUGGCCGCAAGAAAGCGCUCUUCUUGUCUGUCAAUGUCAUGCAAAGACGCAGUGUCUCAUGCCGCGGAGUACGCAACACGAAGCCACGGAAAACUCUGUCAUGCUUGGCAGUGCAUUACAGUGUGCGCACUAUACUAGUUCCCUGACUCGCAUCACUAUCUCAAGUUUCCAGACCCAGACAUGUUUGCAAUGCAUACGAAGUACGAAAAAACCAAGGACGACAUCGAGUUCAUCCACGCAAAACCGCCCAUAUGGAUUGUAAAAGAACUAUCGCACUCGGAGUAAUAUUCGCAAUCAUGCAUGGCAGAUUUUCUUCCCAAGGCAACUCAGCAUGACAUAUUCCCUCUGUCUCCACGCUGAGCCAUUUGUAAUGCAAUCACUACUACAGAAUUAGUGCGAGGAGCGAUGCUUUUGCAAUCCAUAGCCCACGGUUUCGGAUAAAAAACCACCCUUUGUCGUGCCCAAUACAAACUCGCCGUUAACGCGGGACCGCAGUACACGAAUGCUGAAGACGACGGGUUUUUUCGCGCGAGAGGAGGGGGCCUGCAUCUAGGCUUUUUAACUGGCGCGGGACAAAGAAAUUAUACUCUUCUGAGCAAGGUGAAGGUCUUUUUUGCUGAUGUUCCGAUGACAAUUUGAACUUUGGACGCAGCAGAAACUUUGAAUUUUUUGUCAUAGUGCAAUAAAAAUUGUUUGUUUUGAAAAUUGUAGACACAACUCGGCGGGCAUCGCUAUCGCGGUGCCUUUUUCUUGUAUGAUUUGGCACGACAAACAUCACAUUGGGUGUGGGAACAGUAUAGGAAAUAGCAUGGCGACUUUGAGCUAUGGAGAGAAGAAAGUUUGUCACAGUCACUAUCUUGGAGGUUUUGCAUUACACAUUUUUUGAACAUCACAACUUUUCCUCGUAUUGCAGAACCACUAAGGGAAAUCCCGUAUGAAGUUUGGCUGUGAUGCAUUUUUACGCAUGUCAGGCAUUUUUUGUAUUGCAAAAAUGCCCAUGAGUGAUCGUGACGAACUUUUUUCUUCUUAUAUGAGCUCCAUGUUGUACAAUACUACUGGUUUCAUCAUAGCCAAAUGUACAGAACCUAUUGAGUUGCAGCUCUUGCGACAGUCAGAAGUACACUACGCUUUUUAAAUGAAAGUCGUCUUGUAUCAACCUUAAUUUUUACGUUCUAGUUUGCAAACCUGUAUAGACCUGAGUUUUUACUCGCGUAAAAAAGCCUCUUGUACAACUCCGAUUCCAGUUCGAUAUUGAAAGCCUCUACUUGACAAUUGAUUCGAUUGCAAAUAAGCCUUUGGCGACAAUUUAUUGGUUUGAUUGAUUGAUGAUACAGAUUCAGAUACGUCGUGUGGUUGGCGAGCCGAGUUGAAGUACGUGUAGCAGACAGUUGGUUCUGCAGUGAGCCGUGGUGGAUCAACAUGUUACGCGCUGACCUCCACGCACGAGAGACAUCGAGCAGAUGAGACUUUCUCGGCUGUGUCAAAAUGACGACACGACUGACGUGGUUGAUGUCAUGAAAAUGUGUAUAAAAAGCUGAGGAAGAAAUGAAACACGAUUAUAAGCAAAAUUCCUACUGCAGCAGGGGAC